AUGUCUGUCUGCAAACAGACCCAGUUUAGACUUUCCCAGGUGCUGCACUGGGCUCAGAGCAACGCCGACUACGUCGUCCCCCUCUACUGCUUUGAUCCCCGGCACUACCUGGGCACCCACUGCUACCGCUUCCCCAAGACGGGGCCGCGGCGGCUCCGGUUCCUGCUGGAAAGCGUGAGAGAUCUGAGGGAAACCCUGAAGAAAAAAGGAAGUACGCUAGUGGUGAGGAAAGGGAAGCCGGAAGAUGUGGUCCAUGAUCUAAUUUCUCAGCUGGGCUCUGUGAGUGCUGUGGCUUUCCAUGAAGAGGCUACAAAGGAGGAGUUGGAUGUCGAGAAAGGGCUGUGCCAGGUGUGUAGUCAGCAUGGAGUGAAGAUCCAGACGUUCUGGGGAUCCACUCUGUAUCACCGGGAUGACCUUCCCUUCAGGCCUGUUGCCAGAUUGCCGGAUGUCUACACCCAAUUUCGAAAAGCCGUGGAAACCGAGGCGAAGGUACGACCAACGCUACACAUGGCAGAUCAGCUAAAGCCUCUGCCUCCAGGGAUGGAAGAAGGAUGUAUCCCUACGAUGGAGGAUUUGGGACAGAAGGAUUUCAUAACUGAUCCACGAACAGCCUUCCCCUGCAGUGGAGGAGAGACCCAGGCUUUAAUAAGGCUACAGUAUUAUUUCUGGGACACGAACCUGGUUGCCUCUUACAAGGAGACAAGGAACGGACUCAUAGGAAUGGAUUAUUCAACCAAAUUUGCACCAUGGCUGGCAUUAGGCUGUAUUUCACCUCGAUACAUAUAUGAGCAGAUCCGGAAGUAUGAAAAAGACAGAACGGCCAAUCAGAGCACAUAUUGGGUCCUAUUUGAACUGCUGUGGCGGGAUUACUUCCGAUUUGUGGCCCUGAAGUAUGGCAGAAGGAUUUUCUCACUGAGAG
Molecule: messenger RNA, 919 nt
Organism: Struthio camelus australis
Lineage: Eukaryota; Metazoa; Chordata; Aves; Struthioniformes; Struthionidae
Source: RefSeq, a predicted model, not a curated record